Molecule: messenger RNA, 3489 nt
Organism: Vicia villosa (hairy vetch)
Lineage: Eukaryota; Viridiplantae; Streptophyta; Magnoliopsida; Fabales; Fabaceae
Product: exonuclease V, chloroplastic-like
Exons: 2
Coding region: 2034-3263 (409 amino acids)
Biological process (GO): interstrand cross-link repair
Cellular component (GO): nucleus
Molecular function (GO): single-stranded DNA 5'-3' DNA exonuclease activity
Source: RefSeq, a predicted model, not a curated record
AUCUGAGUGAAAAUACUUCUGUCAACAGAGUUUGCAAAUAUUGGAAGCUUUUUCCGUCUUCCUUCAAUUAGUUAGUUUCAGGGGUCACUCUAUUGAAGAAGAUGACAGCUAUCCAUUCAGUGGAUUUCAGUGUUAUCGAAUAUCUGCCACGACGGUGCUAUUGUGUAUAUACUUGGCAGUAUUUGGGCUCGCCACAAUGGUAAAUAUUGGCUGAUAUUGCGGGUUUUUCCGCCAUAAUCUGCUUAAACCAUGCUGCAAAGCGGCCUAUAUGGAGGAUUUUGGCUCUCCAGCAUGGAUUGCCAUCUGACAUUGACAACACUGGUUGAUUUUAAAAGGAUUGAUUAAUUGCUGUGUCUUAUAUUUCAUGUUCUCUACAUUUAUCUUAACCUCUAUCAAAAAGAUACUCCAACUCUUACUAUAUACCUAUAUGGUUCAGCUCAAAUAAGGAGAAUGAUUGUUUUUUAUUCUUGUUUUUUUUCCUUCAGAAUCUCUCAUUUAGGAAGAUGUUAAAAAAAGCUACUAUUUAUUUUCUAAGCUUAACCACAUGCGCAUCUGUCAUUAGACCAAUUGUGUUAGUAGUUAGCAAUAGUUCUAAUCCUUUAUCAUAAAAACGCAGAAAUAUGAGAUACUUGAUUCCACUUAUUACUUUAUCAUAAAACAUCAAUAGAAUGUAAGCUGGUUGGCAUUUGGAUGGCAUUUUCCUCUGUAGAGACAAUGCAUGCUUUCCUGCAUUUGCAACAGGUAGAUAAAGUAAAACAUUUCAUCUUGAAAAACUGAAAUAUAACUCAUUUGAAAAGGCUGAAGUACCAACCAUAAAGUAAUGCAAGGGUGCAGUAUAAGCUGUUGGAUUGUUCCCUAAUUCCUGUAAAUAAGGGUAUUAGAUUGUUCCUCGAAUCACAUCAAGUAUUAUUUCAAAAAUUGAAAAGAUUCAGGCCAAGCUAUAUAUAAUUUUAGAGCUGGUCCUGUCUUUCUCUAAGUAUUGCUUAGCAGGUAGAUCUUACCUAGUCAGGGCUAUUUGUCUGUGACCUCUUGAAUUUUUAUGCUCCCUUCAGUAUAUGAGUACCUUCUAUGUAUGUAUUAAGUGCAAAUACAUGAAAUGAUGAAACCUUCGUGGUGAUCAUAAUAUCCAAACUAUAUUUGUUUUUUCAGAUUCUAGGAACUGAUAGGGGUGCCAUUUCAUAUCUGUUGUGUUGCAUCUUAUUUCUCAGGGCAGUCCCUUUACGGCUGUGAAAACUAUGGCAUGAUGGAAAUUUGUUUUGUAUAAUUGAUAAUGAAUGAAUGCCUUCUAAUAUUGGAUCAAAUCCUCGUUAUUUUACAUUUUUUUUCUCGUUUUGAUGAAUGCCUUCUAAUAUUGGAUCAGUGACAAUUUUAAAUUGUAAUAUUUGUUGUUUUUGCAUAUUUCCGCUGUUUAUUCUGGGUUGGAUGGUAGGGGUGUUCAGUUCUGAUUUUUAAGAGAUGUUCAUUUGCCCAUGGCCUUUUUAAUUGACGCAUUAAGAUUUAAGCUGCAAAACCAGCUUACUGUUAGUUAUUGUAUAAAAAUUAGAGUCAUGUUAUUAUCAAAGCUUAUCGACUUGUGUCUCUUUGUGAUGGAACCCUGCUAGUGCGUGAAAUAUUUCAUUUGAGUUCAAGAUUGUUCUCGAUUCCUUCAAAAGGUCUUUGCCCCUAAAGAUCAAUGUAUUUUACUCUAAACCGAAAUUAAAUUUGAUAUGAAAUUGAUUUCAUGCUGUUGUGGGUUAUAUGGAAAAUGGAAUGUAAUAUGUUACAUAUUUCUCAUGCGAAAAGCUUGCUAUUGAGUUGACAUUAUCCCAUUACGAUUUGGCUUUGAAAAAUAUACACUUAAUGGUAAAACUUGUUAGUUCACUAUGAUAUGGCUCGACCUUCAUGGGUUUUCCGUCCCAAAUUGCAAAACCAGGUUUUGAGGGAGUGUAGUUGAUUGAUUCUAUCAGCAGUUAGCUUGUAUAUCAUGAUAAAAACAGAUGUUGGAUAUUUACCUAGUACAAGGUGCCAUUUAAGGCUAAGAAUCAACUACAAUCAUGGCAGGAUCAUCCUCCAAAAUUCCGAUUGAGAUCAUAAGCGAUGAUGAGAUGGCUUUCAUUGAUGCUGCGUUUACUUCUGCCGCCUGUUCUUCAGUCACUACUGCUGCUGCCGUUCCUGCUUUACAUUCACCAGCAUCAGCACCUCGGGUUUGCAGAAAUAGCACAUCUACUCAAUCAGUUACAGCUGACUCCAAGAAAGGGCCAUUCACUUGUUCUGAACCCGACAUUGAAGAUAUUGGCAGUUUUGUAAGUACUAGUAGGAAGAAGAAGUCUAGAGAAGAUGACACGUUACUGCAUCAAUUUAGGAGCAAGAGGGGAUUGUUUGUCACUGAUAUCACCAAGACAGAAUGGUGCGAAAAGCAAAUGGAAUUUUCUCUCUUUUUUGAAGAAUGGAAGAAUCAUGAAGCCAAACCAAAUUCAGCCUUUGUUUAUGGAGGAGGAAGCAGGAAGAGUAAAGCGAUGAGAGCUGGUAAAGAUCGGCACACUCAGCUUGAACAAGAGGUUCUAGAACAAGUGGAAGUAAAUGUAAAGUCAUGCGAAGAUUUUAUGGCACUGAAGCUUGUUAAUUUCAUCAACGGUGUGAAUCAACUGUUGUCCGAAGGACUAACUCGUGAGCUUCCUAUAAUAAGCUUUGAUUUUGCACAAGGUAUAUGGAUAGUUGGAAAGAUCGAUGAAAUUCGGAUGCCUAAUGCGGAAAGUGACCAUAAUCCGGUACUAGUCGAAACAAAGACUCGUUACCGAGAUACAGUUCCUCCAGAAUCAAAAAAAAGAAAUGGAAGGAUUCAACUAAUGUGUUACAAGUAUUUGUGGGACAGUUUAGUUGCUCAUGCAGAUCAUGAUUUCCCUUCUAAACAACUAUUCGAUUAUUUCGAGUUAAAUCCUCGACGUUUCUUAAGCAAAGAUCUGCAAAGAGCAUGUGUUGAUUCCGGAAUCAAAGCCUCAAGACUUUCUGAUUUGGUGGCGUGUUACCAAAAUACGUGUAAGAUGUUAUCCCCUGCUAACGAUAGGCUCGUGUUGAUAUAUGAAUCUCAGAAGGAUCAGUCAGUAUUAGAAGAAGUAGAGUUUAUGUAUGAUGAUGGUUGGAUAAAGAAUGAAAUUAGGAUUUGUGUUGAGUUUUGGACUGGACAAAGAGAAGCUAGUUAUGUUAAUGAGGAAGAUGAAUGGAAAUGUGGUUUCUGUGAUUUUGUUUCUAAGUGUCCUGCUUGUACUGAUGAUUUUGAUUUUUGAGGCACAGAAACCGUUUCAGAAGAUGAUGACUCAAGUGAGGGAUAACAUUUAAUGGAAUAGUCUAAAAGAAUGAACUCUCUGAAUAUCCAACCAUGGAUUCUUGAAAUUUAAUAUUGAUAGUGUGUUAUUAAACAAUUGUCUCAAAAAUAUAAUAGAAAAGUUUAUUUCAUCUUGUUUAUUAUUUUUUUUUGGGCUAAAUGUCCUCCUAAUUUUUUUCUCCAAUAAA